AGCUGCGGCGGUGCAGAUGUCGCUAUGGUAACGGUGAAACCCGGGUAACGGUCACAUGACUCGUGAGUGUCAGCUGACCACGUGCAGCAGAAUGGAGCGGUUACUGUGCUUCCUCGGGACGUUUCUUCUCUUUGACUCUCUUUAGUCUGUUACUGGCGGCAGGUCGGUGCCAUUAUACACGUCAUCUAAAGAAGUCAGCUGAAGGAGCCCAGCACUGUUGUGUAGUACAGAAAGUCCAAACAAGGAACCAAGAAGAGGAAGAGCCUCACAGAAGAGAUGUCCUCCUCCACGCCUCCUUCUGUCCUCCUCAAUACCGGGGUUCAGAUGCCCCUCCUGGGUUUGGGGACCUAUAAGUUGCGUGGUUCUGAAGGUGUCUACCGGGCUGUGGAUGCAGCGCUGGCUGCUGGUUAUCGGGCCUUUGACAGUGCAGCCGUCUACAGGAAUGAAGCUGACUUGGGCCGAGCGCUGAAGGAGCUCCUGCCCAAACAUGGCUUAACCCGAGAGGAUGUGUUCAUAACCAGUAAGCUGGGCCCUAAGGAUCAGGGGGAGAGGGCCAUGGAGGGAGCCCUCCACAGCCUGGCACAGCUGGACCUGGGUUACAUUGACCUCUACCUGAUCCACUGGCCUGGCUCACAGGGUCUGGUGGUGUCUGACCAACGCAACCCAGACAACAGAGCUCAGAGUUGGGCUGCACUGGAGGAGCUGCAUGCUGAGGGGAAGCUGAAGGCCAUCGGAGUGUCCAACUACACACCAGCACACAUGAGAGAGCUGAUGCAGAGCUGCAGAAUCCCUCCUGCAGUGUUACAGGUGGAGUUUCACCCACGGCUGUGCCAGACAGAGCUGAGGAGAGUGUGUGAGGAGUAUGGAGUGUGUUUUCAAGCGUACUCCUCAUUAGGACAAGCAGAGCUGGUCUCUGACCCUGUGGUCAUGGAGGUGGCAAAGACGUGUGAACGCACACCUGCACAGGUGUUGCUGCGCUGGGCUGUGCAGCAGGGCGUCCCGGUGCUCCCCAAGUCCUCAAAUCCAGACAGAAUAAAGGACAACUCCAGGAUUUUUGACUUCACACUCAGUAAAACAGACAUGGACAGACUUUCAGCUUUGGACUGUGGGCAGAAGUUCUGCUGGGAUCCAUCAGAAGUGGCUUGAUGGACCACUAGUGGAACAAACUGUCCUCCAUGCUGUUUCUUGAAUGCCGGCAGGACAACUGUCAUGUGAAGCCAACAGAGACAGUAGGAAACUGGAGGUUAGACACAGACAGCUCAGUUAAUCAAGUAUUUGUGUGUUGUCGGCAGGUUUUAAAUACAACUACCCAGCUAAUAAACUGAGGAUCCAGGUAUAACACCGGCCGA
Molecule: messenger RNA, 1349 nt
Organism: Acanthopagrus latus (yellowfin seabream)
Lineage: Eukaryota; Metazoa; Chordata; Actinopteri; Spariformes; Sparidae
Exons: 6
Coding region: 277-1146 (289 amino acids)
Molecular function (GO): oxidoreductase activity
Source: RefSeq, a predicted model, not a curated record